Molecule: messenger RNA, 732 nt
Organism: Solanum verrucosum
Lineage: Eukaryota; Viridiplantae; Streptophyta; Magnoliopsida; Solanales; Solanaceae
Product: autophagy-related protein 8f
Exons: 6
Coding region: 57-425 (122 amino acids)
Biological process (GO): cellular response to nitrogen starvation
Source: RefSeq, a predicted model, not a curated record
UCAUUCUUUAUCUUUUUUUCUCUCUAUUGACCAUAAUUUUUUCACAAAAAGGAAAAAUGGCUAAGAGCUCAUUCAAGCAAGAACAUGAUCUUGAGAAGAGGCGCGCUGAGGCUGCUAGGAUUAGGGAAAAAUACGCAGAUAGGAUUCCGGUGAUAGUUGAAAAGGCUGAAAAAAGCGAUAUUCCUAACAUCGAUAAGAAAAAGUAUCUUGUGCCAGCUGACUUGACAGUUGGGCAAUUUGUCUAUGUCAUUCGUAAAAGAAUCAAAUUGAGUGCAGAAAAGGCAAUAUUCAUAUUUAUUGACAAUGUGCUACCGCCAACAGGGGCAAUCAUGUCUGCAAUCUACGAUGAGAAGAAGGAUGAUGAUGGUUUCCUCUAUGUUACCUACAGUGGAGAAAACACAUUCGGGGGACUGAGCGAACUGUAGCUUUGACAUCCAUUCAUUUGCUUACAUUUCCCCUGUUUAUCGUCCUGUGACACUUCUCCGUCCUGCUAAUAUCUUCCACUGCUUCCAAAAUCUUCAAGAUUAUACCGGUAAAAAUUAUGUAUAGCAUAUAUUUAUGUAUAGUUCAAGAGCACAAGUGUUGCAAUCUUCUGACUUACGAUGCUAAUAAUCAGUCGGAUUUGACCUCCUUAAAGAUUGCGUCUGUGUCCGAAUAAUUUGCGAUUUUAUAAAAGGGCAACACUGAGGUGCCUAAUUUCAUUCUUGAUUGCUUUCCUAUUUCAACAUUCUA